Messenger RNA from Trematosphaeria pertusa, 1230 nucleotides. RefSeq lists its product as uncharacterized. The transcript has a single exon. The record is from RefSeq and is a predicted model, not a curated record. Gene Ontology annotation, biological process: cilium assembly. NCBI's taxonomy places the organism in Eukaryota, Fungi, Ascomycota, Dothideomycetes, Pleosporales, Trematosphaeriaceae. Bases 84 to 803 code for a protein of 239 amino acids.
AAACCAUCUGAUUUAAAGCGACAAUUCUCCAACCUCAUCCCUACCCCUCUUCAAAACCAAGUAGAAAUCGAAAAGCGGUAAGGAUGGCGAUCCACUCCCCCAACACCACCCUCUCCACAAACGACGCACGCAUUCUAAACGCCCUCUUCGACCCCGAAACACUCCCCUCCUCAGUCGCAGCCUCGAAAUCCGCCUCUAUGAUCGACGCCUCCCUCCCACCACACCCAAACAUCCCCUCAUCGCAACUCUCCAUCCUCGAAACGCAACAAAACGACAUCGUGCGAGAAAUCUCCUCAUCAUCCUCCCCAUCCCGCAUCGAAGAUGCCAUCAGACAAGAAGAUGCCAUCAUAGAAAAGCACCCAAACUACCCCAGCCCCCACCUAAACCGCGCAAUGUUGCGCCGUCUUCACCUCGAGUCCGCAUUACCAAAGAACCAGACCCUAUUCUCCGCACCCGAAGAGCAAAUCUCAGCACUCUUCACCGAUCUUUCUCGCGCAAUCCACAUCUCUCUUCCCUCAGCAUCGCCGUCUUCCCCCGUCUCCCCCUACCAAGCGCGCAUCCUGCGCACAGCGUACGCGCACCGCGCGUAUCUGUAUCUCAAAGCCGCGGAGACGGGCGUGCAGCUGAUUGGGAAGGGGAAUAGCGAGCUGGAGGAACUGGCUUCGAGCGAUUUCGCUGCGGCGGCAAGGUAUGGGGAUGAAGUGGCGAGGGAGAUGAGUGUGAGGACGAAUCCGUAUGCGAAGAUGUGUGGGGCUAUUGUGAGGAAUGCUUUGAAGGAGGAGAGGGGGGAUUAUGGAGGCUGAUGGGCUUUGGGGGAGGAUGGAGAGGGAGAGUGGAGGUGGGACUGGGGGUUGAGGGACUCCAGGCUGGGUGAUGGCAUGACGGGAGUGGUAGUAUCAAGGCGCUAGGAUGGGGGAGGAAAUACGAAGGCUAAUGGGCUUCAGGGUAGGAUAUAGGGAAGGAUUGGAGGCGGGAUAGGGGGUUGAGGACUUCAGGCUACGUCUUGACAAGUCCAGGAGGGUGGCAUUGGGGCCGUGGAAUCAGCGUAUUGCACAUCAGAUGGAUAGUAAGGUGCGGGUCGACAAAUAUAGAGGUGUAGGAGAGAAGGAUGAAUCUUAUAGAAGCUAUACUGCUGACUUCGGCUAGCACAACGACCUAGACUCCGGCACUAAAUGUGUACUCAUUGACACACCAGACGUCUUCGUGUCAAACGCUCCUACGCGCAACUAC